AUGAAAAAGAUGAAGAUAGCGGAGAUCUCACACACGCUAGGUAGCUUCAAUAUCUGGUCCAAAGGUUCACUAGUUUUCACUGUCAAUCGUAAACUUGACCGGCUCUUUAACGUGGCCAUGUCAUUCGUGAACAGCGAGUACACGGUCUUCUCCAUACCUAAUAGUAGGCCUGAUUCAGAUCAAAGGGCAGAAGAAGAAAAGGCGCGAACUAAACAGAAGGAAGAAGAAAAGGUUGAGAAGACACCAGAGGAAAAACUGGCUGAGAAAAUUAGAUUACAAAAGAUUCAAGAAGAAGCUGAUUUAAAAUUAACUAAAGGUAUAUUUGGUGUAGGAGAUGCAUCUGGAAUAGACAGCAUGUAUCCUGAAACAAAAGAACAGUUUGAACAAGCUUUGAAAACAAAAAUCACAUUUUUUGAGAGUAGCAAAUUGUAUUCAGCAUUUAUAGAAAAACUUAUCCAUGAUUUAACCUUAUCCUUGACUGUUGAUGACAUCAAACGAAUUGGUAUUUCAUUCAAUACACUGUAUCAUGAAAAGGAACGACAAAGGAGAGAACAGGCAAAGACUCAAAAGAAAAAGAAACCAAAGGCCACAAUUAGAGUAGACAACGCUGAUGACUUAGGUUUGGCAGAUGUGGCGGAAGGAGCAUAUUAUGAUGAUGAUGAGGAUGAUUUCAUAUAGCACUCCUGUACAUAGUCUCUUUUUCUUUUUUUUUUAACUCAUCAUACUAUGCUGACUUUCCACUGUGCCUAAUUUUUAAUGACCUUUAGACAUGUUAAACAGUGUAACUAAAAGAAGUCCAACAUAUUUAAUUUUCUUUAUUCUUGUAUUGUCAAAAAAAAGUGUUACUAUCCAUCCUUCAUUUUCAAAUUUUUUGUUAUGCUCUUGGUUUUGGUCAUUUAAAAAAAAAAAGUUGUCAAAGUUAUUGUAUGAAUGUUUUGUUUAUAGCAUUUAUCUUCAUUUAUUUAUGAUUUUUAAUAAUUGAUCAUUAUG
Messenger RNA from Physella acuta, 990 nucleotides. RefSeq names its product eukaryotic translation initiation factor 3 subunit J-like. The record is from RefSeq and is a predicted model, not a curated record. Gene Ontology annotation, molecular function: translation initiation factor activity. Lineage: Eukaryota; Metazoa; Mollusca; Gastropoda; Physidae. Gene Ontology annotation, cellular component: cytoplasm; eukaryotic translation initiation factor 3 complex.